GUGGUCCGAGCUGGACUGUCGCGUUGGUCGCUCCUCGGACGUUGACCUCUCGCUCCCCGCGAUGACUCGUCUCCACUCACUAUUGUUUGUAACAUUAUUAUUUAUAUUUGCACAAAAUGUCUUCGCCUAUAAUAUCCUUGCCAUUGUUUCUAUGCCACUGCGAAGUCAUUACAUGGCCUUCCAAACACUUUUCCGUGAAUUAGCAAUAAGAGGUCAUUCGGUCACGGUCAUGAAUAACUACCCUGACCCACAGCCAGUGCGAAAUCUAAAGUUUAUUGACCUUCAAGUGCAAAACGCGUUCAGGAACCGAACCCCACCAAUGGCAUGGUACGAAACCGAGGAUUCGAGAGUCAUGCAUUUAGUUAAUCUACACCGUCAUGUCCAUUUCGGACCUGAGAGUACAAAAUUCGAUUGUGAAAAUUUAUUAAAUAACAAAAAUGCUGAACGCCAUUUGGCUCAAGGAAAAAAGUACGAUGUGAUAUUCGUGGAACAGUUUUUUAGUGAUUGUGGUUUAGCUUACGCGGGCGUUUUGUACGAUGCACCGAUUAUAGGAAUAACUUCCCACGUUCUGUUACCUUGGGCCUAUCCCAGAUUAGGAAUACCGUUUGAUUUUUCCUCCGAUGCCUAUUAUUUUGCAAACGCCGGCACAAACCCUGGACUUUAUCGUAGAAUCGAAACCGUGUUGAUGCACUUAUAUCUAACGUAUGGUAAAUGGUUUAUCGAUAGAAGCAUUUAUGAUGCGUUUCACCGCCACAUGCCUAACGUUAGUUUGGACAUCGAGAAGUUGGCGACUGAGAGAAUGAAGAUGAUGUUCGCAAACCAGCAUUUCUCAAUAACUGGCGCGCGGUUAGCAGGACCUCAAGUGCUCGAAAUUGGAGGAAUUCACAUCGAUAAACCAAAGCCUGUACCAAAGGAUAUAGAGAAAUUCUUAGCAAAUGCAACUAAUGGCGCAAUCUACGUUAGUUUCGGUUCGAAUCUGAUCGCCAGCACAAUGUCGACGAGUAAAAUGCAACAGUUUUUGGACGCCUUUAAGAAGAUACCUCAAAAAGUGUUGUGGAAAUUAGAGAAUGCAAGUCUUCCAGAUGGAAACGAUAAUGUCUACACAAAGGACUGGAUGCCACAGCUAGAUCUUUUAUGUCAUCCGAAAGUGCUCGCCUUCGUGUCUCAUGGCGGUAUGCUCAGUAUAUCGGAAGCUGCGCAUUGCGGGAAGCCAUUACUCGCGAUGCCGUUCUUCGGCGACCAAUUCUCUAAUGCAGCAGCGGUUCGCUCCUCGGGAAUCGGAACUACAAUGUUCUUUGAAUAUCUCAAUGCUGACAACUUGGCUGAGGAAAUAAAGAAGUUGACGUCGCCGGAGCUCCAGAAAAGUGCCCAAAGAGUUUCAAAGUUAUGGCAUGAUAGACCACAAUCAGUUAUGGACAGCGCCAUCUAUUGGACGGAGUACGUAGCACGGCACGGUACGGCGCCACCAUCUUUGCCUUCUAAAGGAAAAACAUUAGCGCAGUUUCAACUAGAUGUCGUUAUAACACUAAUCGCUAUUUUAGUAGUAAUUUUGAUGAUGUUUUACUUUAUUUACAAAUGUUUAGAAUUAAUUUUAAAAAUUGUAAUUUAUUUGAAAAAAGAAGUAAUAGAAAAAGAACUGGAUGAGAUUGCCGAUGAAUUGAUGAAGGAGCGAGAAGAUUAG
Messenger RNA from Papilio machaon (common yellow swallowtail), 1681 nucleotides. RefSeq names its product UDP-glycosyltransferase UGT5. The transcript is spliced from 5 exons. Lineage: Eukaryota; Metazoa; Arthropoda; Insecta; Lepidoptera; Papilionidae. The record is from RefSeq and is a predicted model, not a curated record. The coding region runs from base 62 to 1681 and encodes 539 amino acids. Gene Ontology annotation, molecular function: UDP-glycosyltransferase activity.